This is a messenger RNA of Scleropages formosus (Asian bonytongue), 3298 nucleotides long. It is a transcript of the gene prkacba, whose product is annotated as protein kinase, cAMP-dependent, catalytic, beta a. Lineage: Eukaryota; Metazoa; Chordata; Actinopteri; Osteoglossiformes; Osteoglossidae. Gene Ontology annotation, biological process: protein phosphorylation. Gene Ontology annotation, molecular function: ATP binding; cAMP-dependent protein kinase activity. The coding region runs from base 1 to 1191 and encodes 396 amino acids. Gene Ontology annotation, cellular component: cytosol; cAMP-dependent protein kinase complex; nucleus. The transcript has 10 exons. The record is from RefSeq and is a predicted model, not a curated record.
AUGGCCCAGGCAAAGGAGCAGCACUGUGGCCAGUCCACAGGCACCAAUUCUGCCUUACAGAAGCUGGACGAGCUGGCAAACCGCGUCUUUCAGAAACUUCGUAAAGGGAGCCACGAGCAUAAGGCGCAGGAGCCUGAAGGGUCCCAUGUCACCGAGUUUCCCAUCAGCUGGGAUAGAUGGAUGAAAGAGUUCUUAGCCAAAGCCAAAGAAGAUUUUUUAAGGAAAUGGGAGUGUCCACAGCAGAGCACAACUUGUCUAGAUGACUUUGAGAGGCUAAAAACUCUUGGUACUGGCUCCUUUGGAAGAGUUAUGCUGGUUAAACACAAAGGAAGUGGGCAUUUCUAUGCAAUGAAGAUACUGGACAAGCAGAAGGUGGUGAAAUUGAAGCAGAUAGAACACACAUUAAAUGAGAAGAGAAUAUUGCAGGCUGUGUGUUUUCCAUUUCUUGUCCGUCUGGAAUAUGCAUUCAAGGACAAUUCAAACUUGUACAUGGUAAUGGAGUAUGUCCCAGGUGGAGAAAUGUUUUCACAUCUUCGACGAAUUGGGAAGUUCAGUGAACAACACGCUAGAUUUUAUGCAGCUCAGAUUGUACUAACCUUUGAGUACCUCCAUUCAUUAGACCUUAUAUACAGAGAUUUGAAACCUGAAAACCUACUUAUUGAUCAACAAGGUUACAUUCAGGUUACAGACUUUGGGUUCGCAAAAAGAGUAAAAGGAAGGACUUGGACGUUGUGUGGAACCCCAGAGUAUCUAGCACCAGAGAUCAUCCUCAGCAAGGGCUACAACAAAGCUGUGGACUGGUGGGCACUGGGUGUUUUAAUCUAUGAAAUGGCAGCUGGUUACCCACCCUUCUUUGCAGAUCAGCCCAUCCAGAUCUAUGAAAAAAUUGUGUCUGGCAAGGUACGGUUCCCUGCCCACUUCAGUUCUGACCUGAAAGACCUGUUGAAGAAUUUACUCCAGGUGGACCUAACAAAGCGGUUUGGCAAUCUGAAGAAUGGAGUAAACGACAUUCAAAACCACAAAUGGUUUGCAACAACAGAUUGGAUUGCCAUCUACGAGCGAAAAGUAGAGGCUCCUUUCGUACCAAAGUGCAAAGGGCCUGGAGACACAAGCAAUUUUGAUGACUAUGAAGAGGAGGAAAUCCGUGUCUCCAUCACAGAAAAGUGUGCAAAGGAGUUCUCAGAGUUUUAGUGUCCCAGCAGGGAUCACAACACGGCUCCUAUUUGUCAAGAUUUUCUCAGUCUGCCAAGACACAAGGUGGAUGUCAAGACCAUCAUUCAUUCUACAGUUGACCUUGUUCUUUCAUUGUGCACAGCUAGCAGAGCUCCCUCCUUGCCAUGGUCCUUUGUGUGCAGCUAGGACUAACUUUCACUGACAUGCACAUUUUAAGCAGACACUCCUUAUGCUGUUGCACAAGAUAGUUGACUACAUUCUUUUUUUUUUUUUUAAAUCUUUUAAAUCACUGUCAUUGUCCUGAAUUUCAUUCCCCGCUCCAUUUUUUUAAACCAAGUGGUGCAUAAAGGUUGGUAAUUACACCAUCUAUUUUCCUAGAUGAGCUGAAUUCAAAUAUGGGUGUGUCAUCAACUUCUUUCCAGCUUUAAUAGCUCUUUUUUUCCUAUACCCUCUCUCAAUACAAGGAAAAUCCAGUCAUUCUCUAAUAUUAAUAGUUGCAGUCCAGUCAAACAUGUUCUGCUGGAUGCACUCAUAUCUUAAGACCUUGUGUUUUUGAAUUGCUCUCCCCUUUUAACUUAUUUACUGGCAUCCAGAUUAUGGUAUAAUAUCUAAAUUCUGCAGGAAAUGCCAAAUACAAUUGGAAACAAAUCUGUACUGUACAUAUCUUAAUAUUUGUACCAGAGUUUUACAAAUUUUCCUGUUCCUGUAUCUUAUUGGUAGUUUAUGGAACAGGGGUUUUGUAAUUUAUUUAUUAUAUUUUUUUGGGAAAGGUUUUAUCCAAAAAAAACAUUUAUUGAUCCCCCUGCAAUGAAGUUAGCCAUUUUAACUGUUGCUCACCUAUUGAGGGUAAUCAUUCUGGAAUACCAUGUUCUCUAUAAAAGGCAACAAAUUUCUCUAGAAUGAAUUGUUAAAUUUAGAGAUAUAUUUCUCUUUUCUAUGUAGGAAAUGGAUUACUGCUUAGAUUGGCUGGUGGAACCAUGUUGGUUUGGGCAUGUACAUUAACAUUUGCUCUAUCAUUAGUUCUCUGCGUAUAUUUUUGGCAGUUUUCAGGAGACUGUAUAAAUGCCAUAUUUUAACAUUUUUAUUUUAGUCUUGUAUUUAUCUCCUACGAGAGAGUAUAGCAGAAACUGAUAUGUGUAUUAAAACUGCUUGAUUUAUCAUGCCCCAAAUAAUUCUUGAUUUUACAUGCUGAUGCACAGUACAAAAGCUUCAGCUUAUUACCAUCAACAUUUUAGUCUUUGUUCAGUUCAUUUCACAAGACAUGAUUGUUUUCUCAUGUAUUUAUAGACAUAUUACAGAAAAGCUGUCUAAUAAAUUUAAAUUUUAAACAUUUAACAUUGCCAUAGUCCACACUUCUUGACGUUUUGGAGGAACUGAGGUGGUUUAUACAUUCAUACUAGUAGCAAUCACGCCCUUGUAUGUGUUUAUUUGAAAUAGUGACACUUUGUUCUGUCUCAUACAAGUUUUCAUAAAUGACAAAAUAGUAAACUGACAAGUACCUUAGCAUUCCCUUAUAGGGAAAUACAUUGUUCUUCCUGUAAUGAGCCCCACUGUGAACUGUAAGCCUCGAUCCAGCUACUCAAGAGAAAUAUAGCACAGGUCAGGCCAUUAAGGUGCUGGAUAACUAAGCUUUAAAUAUAAUAUUCUUAUACUUAGUCAUUAUCCAUUUAUUUCUUGAUAUGCACUAUAAGUAGGGUGCUUUGUGAUUUGCUGUCAGUCCAAGGAGUCAUAGGUGCAAAUCACUAUAAAAUGCAACAACACACUAAGAACACUAUAAAGUCACCAGUUUACCAGAACAUCACAUCUGUGGUAUGCAGGUACAAAUAUGGGAAACAUGCAAACUUUGCAUUGAUAAACUGGGGCAAUGUCAGACCUAUAACCUUAGAGCAAUGAGGCAAAAGUGCUACCUGUUGAGUCAGCAUAUAGGACGAUAGUCACACUGAUUAAAUAUCAGGAUAUUUAAUAAAAUACAUGGCAAGAAGGUGCUCUGUUACCAAACUACAUCUCUUUUGGGCGGUAUAUUAUUAUAUUUAUUUUCUUCCAAAUCUUUUAAAUCUGAAAGGGAUAUUUGCUAUAAAACUGAAGAAGGAUAAAUUUCAUCAUUUCAGCUCAGUGUGAAAUAACU